GAACAAAACUGACUCCGGAGAGCAAACAUGGCGGCGUCGUUGGUGCGGGUUGUCCGCGGAGGACUUGGAAGGAGUUUUAACAUUGCAAGAAGUUCGUGUGUCCUCCAGCAGCAAAGCAGGCUGCAGAGCUCCACCACUGACAACCGUCCCACUGUCAGGCCCAAAGAUGCCGUCACUCACAAGCAGCUGGCAGCGUUUGGAGAGUAUGUGGCUGAGAUGAUGCCCAAAUACGUCCAGCAGGUUGAGGUGACGAGUUAUAACGAGCUCGAGGUGAUGAUCCAUCCUGACGGAGUGAUCCCUAUGCUGACCUUCCUGAAGGAUCACACCAACGCCCAGUUCAAGAGCAUGAUCGACCUGACAGCUGUCGACAUCCCAACACGGCAGAACCGCUUUGAGAUUGUGUACAACCUGCUGUCGCUGCGCUACAACUCCCGCAUCCGCGUCAAGACGUACACAGAUGAGCUCACGCCGGUGGACUCGGCCGUCCCCGUCCACAUGGCUGCCAACUGGUACGAGAGGGAGGUAUGGGACAUGUUCGGGGUGUUCUUCGCCGACCACCCCGACCUGAGGCGCAUUCUGACGGACUACGGCUUCGAGGGUCACCCCUUCAGAAAGGAUUUCCCUCUGUCAGGAUACGUAGAGGUGCGCUACGACGACGAGGUGAAGCGUGUGGUGGCCGAGCCCGUGGAGCUGUCGCAGGAGUUCAGGAAGUUCGACCUGAACACGCCCUGGGAGGUGUUCCCCGCCCACCGGGAGCCCAAAGAGGCGGCACCCAAGCUGGAGGCCGGCGACGCAGCCCCUGAGAAGAAGUGAUGUUCCUCCGUUUAGGCCGACCUCACUUCAUCAACAUGUUCUGUCUGCUUGUGUCAUUCUGGGACCGCAGUCCCUCCAGAACCCUGAUAUUUAUGUAAAUAAAGUAAACCAUCUUUAAAUGAUCA
This is a messenger RNA of Stegastes partitus (bicolor damselfish), 938 nucleotides long. It is a transcript of the gene ndufs3, whose product is annotated as NADH:ubiquinone oxidoreductase core subunit S3. Gene Ontology annotation, molecular function: NADH dehydrogenase (ubiquinone) activity. NCBI's taxonomy places the organism in Eukaryota, Metazoa, Chordata, Actinopteri, Pomacentridae. The record is from RefSeq and is a predicted model, not a curated record. The coding region runs from base 28 to 813 and encodes 261 amino acids. Gene Ontology annotation, cellular component: respiratory chain complex I. The transcript has 7 exons.